AAAAAUUCCAUUUUUCUUAUUUAUCGUUAAUUUCCCCUAAAUUCUCGAUUUCCGAUCGACGGCGAAUCUGGAGCUUAUUCCGCCGGCAAAUCCAUUAGGGAUGUGUAAAUUCGAAGAGAGUUGAACGGAACCCUAAUUGGAGUGCAGUGGAUCUACAAUCUCUACGAGAUCUGCUCAAGCUCUCUCUUGAGGAAGAAUCUGAAAGUGAUAGAUUUACAGCAUUGUUUCGAAAGCUCUUGUUAAAAUUGACCUGAUUCUAUACAUGGAAGCGUACAGAGAAGAGGCUCUCAGAGCCAAGCAGAUGGCUGAGAGAAGAUUUGCAGAAAAGGAUUUUACGGGUGCAAGGAGUUAUGCCUUGAGGGCGCGGUCACUGUUUCCAGACUUGGAAGGUUUGUCUCAAAUGCUCACGACCUACGAGGUUUAUAUAGCUUCUCAAAGUAGACGCAGCGGGGAGAUUGAUUACUAUGCGGUUCUUGGACUCAAACCAUCCGCUGGCAAGAGAGAAGUGAAGGCACAGUACAAGAAGAUGGCUGUAUUGCUCCAUCCCGACAAGAACAAAUGCCUUGGAGCUAGUGGGGCUUUCCAGAUCAUAUCCGAAGCUUGGACUUUCCUGUCAAAUGAAUUCAAGAAAAGCACUUUUUAUUACCAAAGAAAGAAACUUAUCGACUCCAUGGUGGUUCAAGAGAACAACAGCACUGAGUAUGUCCCGGGGACCGCUGGAAUUGAUUGUCGUCCACCAGUUUCAGAAAGACAUGAUACGUUCUGGACUGUAUGUACCUCUUGCAGAGUUCAGUACGAGUAUCUGCGCAAGUAUGUGAAUAAGCGACUUUCGUGUAAGAACUGCCGAGGAGCAUUUAUUGCUGUGGAGACUGGGCCAGCUCCUGUUAGUGCAUCUGUUCAAUAUGCGCCGCCUCCUCAUACAACAAGUAAUGGCUACGGAUCUCAUGGCUACGAUUCCGUCUCACGCAUGCCUACCAAUUCCACUUAUUUCUUAGGUCAGUAUCCUGCACAUGGAUAUGAAUAUGUUACCAAUGAGUCAUAUGACUGGAACUCGUACGUGGGAACAUCUCCUGGGAAUCUAGAGUCAAACCGUUUGUCUUCAGCAUCCAACGGAUAUCCUUAUAAGCUCGCCAAUGAAGUAGUCUGUAGGGGAAGGAAGAAAAUUAAAGAAGGAUCUAACAGGACUACAAGCACAGCCUCUGAUCUUAUAUAUCCGGGUCCACCUAAUUGGUCUGCUGGUCCUUCAGUGAUUAAGGCCAGCCGACCUGAGAAGAAGAGGAACGUUGGUUUGGGGUUAUCUGGUAAUGGAUUUGUUGAAAACACUACAAAAUCUUAUUCUAAGGAAUCAAAAACAACAAAUUCGGAUGGAAACAUGGAAACUGAGUUUAAACAUCCUGUCCAAAGCCAUGGUUCAACUAGACGGUGGUCUGCGCCUGCAACAGGAUUGGAUACGCGGAAGCUAUUGAUUAGCAAAGCUAAAACACAUAUUCAGCAAAGAUUAGAGAUGAUGAGAUUGGCUUCAGUGGCAGCAGCAGCGAUGGCUACAUUGGACGCAGCUCCACUUGAUGAAGUAAAGGCCUCCUCCAAGGCAGGAGAUGGUGUAUCCGGAAUAGGAAGCUACUCCGGUCAUCAAUCUGUUCGGAAAAUAAAUGGACCAAUAACAGUUCCAGACUCCGACUUCCAUGACUUUGAUGGAAACAGAUCGGAAGAAUGCUUUGAGGCUAGGCAAAUAUGGGCAAUUUAUGAUGAAGAUGAUGGUAUGCCACGGUUAUAUUGCGUGGUUAGGGAGGUACUCUCGGUUCAACCAUUUAAGAUUGACAUAGCCUACUUGAGCUCCAAAACUGACAUCGAGUUUGGGACAAUGAAAUGGGUGCAGUACGGGUUUACUAAGUCGUGCGGACAUUUCAGGAUACGAAACACUGACAUAGUUGACCACGUAAACAUAUUUUCCCAUCUCUUGAAAGACAAGAAGACAGGAAGAGGUGGUUGUGUUAGAAUAUUCCCCAAGACUGGAGAGAUUUGGGCUGUGUACAAGAACUGGUCACCAGACUGGAACAACUCAACCCCUGAUGAAGUGAGGCACCAGUACGAAAUGGUUGAGAUCCUCGAUGAGUAUUCUGAACAGUUUGGAGUUUGUGUCGCCUCGCUUGUGAAAGUCGAGGGUUACAAGACCGUGUAUUGCAGGAGAGAGGAGGAGACUACAAAAUGGAUACCGAGGAAAGAGAUGCUGCGGUUUUCACAUCAAGUGCCAUCUUGGUUUCUUAAAGAAGAAACCAGCGGUGUCCCCGGAAACUGUUGGGACUUGGACCCAGCUGCUAUACCUGAGGAGUUGCUUCGCACUGGAGCAGGAACUGACUGAGAUGUAGCUUCACUUUGAUGCAAGAGACAAGAGUAAGAUCUUUUUAUAUCUCCAUACAACGGUUUUUGACUCUCUAGAAAACCCAUCUCUCUAUCCACAAGAUUUCUGGAUUAUUAUGUCAGGCACUAUAUACGCGCAAGCCUCUGUUUGUUCAUUGGAGUCGUACUAUUAGCAAUGUUGAAGAACCGAAACAUAGUUUGUUUGACUUGUUAUUUGUUUUUACUAUUCUGUAUUUCCUUUUUCUUUGUUAACCGUUAGUAUUAAAUGUAGCAGAUAUCAUUUUGGUUUUUACUUCUUCUCCCUCUAGCUUUAGACGGCGAAUGUUACAUCUGAAGUCUGAACCACUUUAGUUUUAUCAGUUCGAACUUGGAAUUCAUUUUUUUCUUUUCAAAUUCAGCAAAACUUUUAUGUGAC
This is a messenger RNA of Eruca vesicaria subsp. sativa (arugula), 2773 nucleotides long. NCBI's taxonomy places the organism in Eukaryota, Viridiplantae, Streptophyta, Magnoliopsida, Brassicales, Brassicaceae. The record is from the annotation of a GenBank genome assembly.